AUGGAAUCCAACGACUUGUGUCCUUUGAUUAAAAACAUUCUUCUUUUAGAUUCUGAAGGGAAGCGUGUGGCAGGUAAGUAUUACUCAGAUGACUGGCCAACAAACAGUUCAAAAUUAGCUUUUGAGAAGUUUGUGUUCACUAAGACUGUUAAGACAAAUGCGCGGACUGAAGCUGAGAUAACACUGCUUGAGAACAAUAUCAUUGUUUGCAAAUUUGUGCAAGACCUGCAUUUCUUUGUCACUGGCGAUGAUGAUGAAAAUGAUCUCAUUUUGGCAUCAGUUCUUCAGGGUUUCUUCGAUGCAGUCACCCUUUUGCUGAGGAGCAAUGUUGACAAAGAUGCCCCCUUAUCAGAGCAGACACUAACUCAGGCAUGGGCUACAGCUAGAGACACUUUCACAAGAACUCUUCUAACAAACUUUUCCCAUCAUUCUUACCUAUAUACACAAUUCAUUCACAAAGAAACUGGACACUAG
Molecule: messenger RNA, 474 nt
Organism: Vicia faba (fava bean)
Lineage: Eukaryota; Viridiplantae; Streptophyta; Magnoliopsida; Fabales; Fabaceae
Source: the annotation of a GenBank genome assembly